Zootoca vivipara (common lizard) is the source of this 1745-nucleotide messenger RNA. RefSeq names its product Wnt family member 9B (gene WNT9B). NCBI's taxonomy places the organism in Eukaryota, Metazoa, Chordata, Lepidosauria, Squamata, Lacertidae. Gene Ontology annotation, molecular function: cytokine activity; frizzled binding. Gene Ontology annotation, biological process: cell fate commitment; neuron differentiation; canonical Wnt signaling pathway. Gene Ontology annotation, cellular component: extracellular region. The record is from RefSeq and is a predicted model, not a curated record.
AUGCGCCCGCCGGAGAAGCCUCUGCUGCCGCCGCCCCUGCGCGUCUCUGUCGUCGCGGCCGCUUGCUGCCUGCUGCUCCUGCAGGUGGACGCCUAUUUCGGCCUGACUGGGAAGGAAGCGUUAACUCAGUUUCCUCUGCUGGGGCCCUCGACCAACCCUGCCCACUGGAAGGCUCACUUGAAGCAAUGCGACCUGCUCCGCUUAUCCCGUAAGCAGAAAAGGCUUUGCCGCCGAGAGCCAGGCCUGGCCGAGACCCUACGGGAUGCCAUCCGUCUCGGGGUUGUGGAAUGCCAGUAUCAGUUUCGCAACGAGCGCUGGAAUUGCAGUCUGGACGGACGGGCCGACCUCCUGAAACGAGGUUUCAAGGAAACGGCCUUCCUGUACGCGGUGUCCUCGGCAGCUCUUACUCAUUCCCUCGCACGGGCGUGCAGCGCUGGGCGCAUGGAGCGCUGCACCUGCGACGACUCUCCGGACUUGGAGAACCGCAAGGCGUGGCAGUGGGGAGUGUGCGGAGACAACCUCAAGUACAGCACGAGGUUCCUGAAAAACUUCCUGGGCCAGAAGAAGGUCGGGAAAGACCUGCGCGCCAAGGUGGACAUCCACAACACCAACGUGGGCAUCAAGGCCGUGAAGAACGGCCUCAAGACCACGUGCAAAUGCCACGGAGUUUCCGGCUCGUGCGCCGUGCGGACCUGCUGGAAGCAGCUGUCGCCUUUCCACGAGACGGGGAAGCUCCUCAAGCUUCGCUACGACGGCGCCGUCAAGGUCUUCAGCGCCACCAACGACGCGGUGGGCCAGUCGGAGCUGGCGAGCCCCCAGCACCACAGCCACUUGCCGAAAGUCCCCGCCGGGCCACGCCCCACCGACCUGGUUUUCAUGGAGGACUCUCCCAGCUUCUGCCGGCCCAGCAGGUACUCGGUGGGCACGGCUGGGAGGACAUGCUCCCGGGAGGCCAACUGCGACAGCAUGUGCUGCGGCCGGGGCUACAACAUCCAGACGCGCAUGGUGACCUUCUCCUGCCAUUGCCAGGUGCAGUGGUGCUGCUACGUCGAAUGCCAGCAGUGCAUGCAGGAGGAAGUGGUUUAUAGCUGCAAGCAGUGAGAGGCGGGCGCUGGCGAAUCUUGCGGGGAGACGGGCUUGCUCCUCCUUGGACCACACAGAAGGUUGGCAGCUCGACUCGGUUCUCUCCUUUGCAUCGGAUAUGGAAGUUAGCAAGGGCUGGAACUUGCAAGCUGCCAGGAGUUCUGCAGCCCUGGAUUUUACAGUUCUGUGGACCAGCAGCCAAUCUCCAGGACUGCCUCUGCUUUGGGAAGGUCGACACUAACAAAAGAGUCAAGGGCCUAUUCUCAUAAGAUAUCUAAGGAGCUGCCUUGUGUUUGUCCAUCUAGCCUAGCCCAGGACUCUUGGCUGGGAGUGGUUGCCCAACGUUUUGCGCAAGGGGGUCUUCCCCAGCCAAAGAACUUUUCUUAAACGGCAAACGAAACUGGAUCCUGAGCUGGGCAGAGCUGCCAGAACUUCUCUAGAGCAAGCCCCAAGGGUCUGGUUUAAGGCAGGAGUCUUGAGUCGCAGCAAGCCCGGGAAGAUCUGUUUCGAUGAGCUCGCAGGACGGUGAAUAGAUGGGCUUUCCAUGGCCGCAACGCAGCAUUUUCUUUGAACCAUGUGCCUCUUUAGGAAGCAACAGAGAAAUCUUUACUUUUAGUGUAGCUGUGGUUGGGUGGUAAUGUUGCUGCUCAGGUAACUGAAAA